Messenger RNA from Aureobasidium melanogenum CBS 110374, 1188 nucleotides. RefSeq names its product S-2-hydroxy-acid oxidase. Lineage: Eukaryota; Fungi; Ascomycota; Dothideomycetes; Dothideales; Saccotheciaceae. Gene Ontology annotation, molecular function: FMN binding; oxidoreductase activity. The transcript has 2 exons. The record is from RefSeq and is a predicted model, not a curated record. The coding region runs from base 1 to 1188 and encodes 395 amino acids.
AUGAGCCAAAAAGCAGCAUCAUCAACAGUCCCCAUCACGGUGACGGAGAUUGAGGAGAUCGCCAAAACCAGAUUGCCGAAGAAUGUCUACGACUACUAUGCAUGUGGUGCAGACGAGCAAAAGGCGCUAGCUAGAAACUCUUACAUGUUUGACAGACUUCUCAUCACACCACGCGUCAUGAUUGACGUGUCACACGUAGACACAAGCACUGCCGUUUUUGGCAAACGUUACCCCUUUCCAGUAGCCUUCGCUCCAAGCGCCAUGCAAAGGCUUUGUCAUCCUAGAGGAGAGCUUGAAGCUGCUGAGGCUGCAGCAAGCACUGGUCUCUCCAUGACACUCUCCUCUCAGUCCACGACCAGUCUCGAAGAUGUGGCAGAUGCAUGCAACAUCUCAAACCGUGACGGUCCCGACUUUUGGUUCCAGCUCUAUCUGACUCAAGAUCCCGAGUACAGUCGCAAGCUGAUCAAGCGUGCUGAGACAGCUGGAUAUACUGCCCUCGUGCUGACUGUGGACACUCCAAUCCUUGGCAACCGCAUCAACGAGAGAAAGACGCCUCUGGUUCUCCCUGAAGGCAUGCAGCUGGGUAACUACGCACCUCCCAAGCAGGGCAUCAAGGGACCAGCCACCGAGCGUGUCUAUUUGAAUGCCCAUACAGUCGAUGAGGCCAACGAGAUCAUCAACAAAGCAGGACCUACUAUGCACAGCUCAAGCCUUACCUGGCAGCAUACCAUCCCCUGGCUUCGCAAGGUGACUUCCAUGAAAAUCAUUCUGAAGGGAAUCAUGACUGCGGAGGAUGCCAAGCUAGCAGUCGAGCACGGUGCAGAUGCCAUCGUCGUUUCUAACCAUGGUGGCAGACAACUGGAUCUGGUCCCUGCUACCAUCGAGGUCCUCCCUGCAAUUGCUGAUGCCGUGGCUGGACGCAUCCCCGUCAUCUUCGAUGGAGGUAUUAGGCGUGGAAGUGAUGUGUUUAAGGCGAUUGCACUCGGCGCUGACCUUGUUCUCAUCGGUCGUCCUGUUCUUUGGGGCUUGAGCUACGACGGCAAGAAGGGGGUCGAGGCCGUGACCAACAUCCUCGAAAGAGAGCUCUCGCGCACAAUGACUCUUGCCGGCGUCAGAAACAUCAAGGAAAUUACUAAGGACAGCUUAGGUCUUGCUAAGAGAGACGGAUUUGGUAUCGCAAAGCUUUGA